Molecule: messenger RNA, 4318 nt
Organism: Procambarus clarkii (red swamp crayfish)
Lineage: Eukaryota; Metazoa; Arthropoda; Malacostraca; Decapoda; Cambaridae
Product: WD repeat-containing protein 11
Cellular component (GO): cytoplasm
Molecular function (GO): protein binding
Source: RefSeq, a predicted model, not a curated record
CAGACGAUGGCGCUGGUUGUCGAGACAGGAGAGGUGACGGAGGCGGGGAAAAGCUCGCCAUUACCGCAUUUCCCCGUCAAUUUACAGCGAGUUCUGCCCAGAACAAUACCAGGACCUGUCAGUCCACAGAAUAAAGGAGCUAUAGACUGGGGUUGGCAAGGCUUCUUGGCAUAUGGGGCACAAACAACAGUAGUGGUGGUAGACCCUGUGACUCUGCAGUGUGCCCAAACACUUUCCAAACACCGCAGCCACAUUGUCAAGGUACGAUGGAGAAAAACACGACACUACCACCAGCUGAGUACCCCAUACAGUCUUAGUUUGGCCUCGGCAGACAGCAAUGGCACAAUUCAUGUUUGGGAGGUAACGAGAGGGGAAGUGACAGCCACGCUCCAGGAUGGCAAUAAACCAAUACAAGAAUUGGAAUGGUUGGGUGGUGUGGAUGGCAGUGAGCACCUCCUGGCUGCACUCCACCCCCCGUACUCGCUCGUCAUCUGGGAUACUCGCCACAACAAUAAACUCUGGAAGAAAUCCUAUACAGAGAACUUAACUGCAUUCCAUUUUGAUCCAUUCCACUUCAACAAGAUGGCAUUUUUGUGUGGUGGAUGUGUUCUGUUUGUUGAGGACUUCAGUCUCACAAAGUGCCCCUCUUCCAAUGGACGGAAAUUCUACGUCUCUACUCCUAGAACUAGUCCAGGAAAGGUAGCAAACUCAAUCCCCUCAUCAAUCAGCUCUAAUUCCUUAAGUGAUGAGAGAACGAGCAGUAGAAUUCGCCGCAAGAUGAGAGAGCUGGUCAUAGGGGAGGGUAAGCCAAAGAGUGAAGAGGUCAGUCAGCUGGCGGAGUGUUUACAGCUGAUGUAUCACCAGACAGUGCGCGAUCAGCUGCUUCUCCUGUAUUCACGAGAGAUCCUGGUACUGGAUCUUGCCAUCAAUCAAACUGUUGGUAUUAUAGUCAUCGACAGGGCAAUGUCGCCCUUCAGCCAGGUGUUGUCAUGCUGGCAGCGAGAUGUUCUCUUUUGUCUACACGAAUCUGGUUCUGUUUCUGCUCACUUUCGUCGCCGACUUCUGCCAAUGCCUUCAUCCCCAGACACAGACAAAGACAACACUUGGCAUGCAGAUGGCGGAGGUGCUGGUGAGCAGUAUUAUGAGGUUAUGUAUGAUCGGAAGUGCCACUCGGAACCUCUUCGUCUCAACAAGCAAAGUCGGCCCAUUGGGCUCUCACUUGAUCCAGUGUCCGAAAAACAAAUAGCUAUGGUUUUGGGUGACGGUCGUGUGGUGUUCAAGCAGGUAACUGCUUCCCCAAGCCCUGGGCGUCAAGCUGUCAGCACUCCGCUCUUCACUCCUGGAGCUCCCUCGGCACCGUCUGUUCCGGCACCACAUACGGGUCUCAAUAUUACAGACAACCACUUUAGUCUGUCCACCUCACCAACUGGAGUCCACAUCAAUAUGCCUAAAACCUCAUUGGCUGAUAUGGUGAAGCCCGCUUGGGCUUUAGCUGAUAAUGUUAAGGAACUCGGGCAUCGUGUUAACCUCCGAAUUUUGAUGACGGGUCUCAUGCCUGCAAUGUCCCCACCUCCUCUGGUGAUAAGAAUGUGUCCACCUCUCACCACUCGAAAUAUCCACCAGUAUGUGCCUCGUCUCGCAGCUGGGACGCAGUCAGGGGUGGUUCAAGUGUUCAACGUUGCUACGGGCGUGUUGGAGAGAGAGUUUGCUCUUCAUACAUAUCCUGUCAGAGGGGUUGAGUGGACAAGCCUGACUUCCAUCCUGUCCUUUGGUCACCAGCCGCUCACAAACAGUCAGGGUCUUGUGCGUAAUGAACUCAUGUACACUGACAUCCUCACAGGACGAACCAUUACCUUAAGACCAAAUAAGAGCGAUGAAACGAGCAUUGACAUGGUUAGAGUUUCUUAUUUAAAACAAUAUUUUAUCGUGGUCUUCCGAGAAGAUCCAUUUGAAUUGUGGGAUGCAAGGAAACUGGUACCACUACGGACAAUGCCACGCCGGUUCCCUAGGGUAUCAGCUCUGGAGUGGUCCCCAACCAGUCACGUCAAGACACGGCGAGAGUCCGAGAGCCACAGAUCAUUGUCAGAGUCUGAGCCUGGGAAGAAUGAGUCGGUGGUUCCCAAAGAGGCACCACAGACUGAAGUAUCGAUGACGGAGUCUAUGUUAUCACUUGCUGAUGUGGGAGGGGACCGAACAAGCAUUGCCAAAGAAACCUUCGUGUUUACUGACACUGAGGGUCAGUUGUAUCACUUCUCAGUUGAGGGCAAUGUGAUUAAAGAUGGGACAAAAGUGCCUCCGGAUUCUCAGAUGAGUGCCAUUACCUCCAUUGCUUGGAAAAGUCAUGAAAUAGUACUCAGUGAUGCUGAUGGUAAUCUGACGGUGUGGGACCUAAAAACUCGCAUCUCCAGACACAUUGCCACUCAUCGCGGUUGGAUACGUAAAGUGCGGUUUGCCCCGGGACGGGACAACAUGAAACUUGUUGUGCUGUUUGCCGAUGGAAUUGAUAUCUGGGAUGUAAGAGAUGUGGUUCUAGUAAGCCAGGUCAAGUCUCCACGGGACAUAGUCAAAGUGGUGGACGUUGACUGGGGAGCAUCGGACCGGCCUGUUCUGGCCACCAUCGAUGGAUGUCUUCGGGUGAUGGAUAUGUCGCUCAAGUCUUCCAGUACACCAAUAUACAAGUAUUAUACCAAAGAGCCAAUAGUAUCUCCAUAUCUGUUAGCGGGUGAGGCCUCACUGAACUUACGAACAUUAAUGACCCAGCAGCCAUGGCGGCCCCAGUAUUCUCUCUCAUUCACAGGAGAAGAUGGCUUCACACCAGAACAACUGCAUAAUAUAGAGAUUUGGCUCUCGCGAAUUCCAGGGGAACUGCGUGAAUUUUUGGAGACAUGUGGCUCAACAGCUCAUCGUGCUCUGGUGACUGCACAGUUGUUUGGUGACCAAGGAGAAAUAGACUUCUGGACUGUAGCUACCCAUUACCUCACACAGCCAGCACUUCCUAACCCAAAGGAUGAAAGCAGCAGUAGCAACAGCAGUGUUGGUAGUGCCGAACUAAUUCAACUCGGGGACUCUGCAUCAGAGAAGAGUGGUGGAAGUGAGGACCUGUGUCCUCCGACAGCUCUGCCACCCUCCCACCCGCUGGAGACUACUUACCAUCAUCUGUGUGAUGCUGCCACUUAUAAACAUCAUGAACUGGAGCGUUUAGCUAUACAUGAGAGUAAGAAUUUAGAAGGGACACAGCGAGCAACUCUUGGUCGAUGUCUUGCUGUGAUUGGGGAAAGAGAUCGUGCCGUGAGACUUCUGCUCGAUGCGGAUGCUUCAAACCAACACUUCUACACAGACUGCUUACGAGCAUGUUUACUUGCUGCAACCCAUCACUCCACUCAAGCUCAGUCGACAAUCAAACUUGUAGCCACCAACUUGAUUGCUGCAGGCAAUAUAUGGGAAGGAGUUGAACUGUUGUGUUUGAUUGGUAAGGCUGGGGAUGCUUGUCGUUAUCUGCAGUCCUACAGCCACUGGGAACACUCGGUGUGGCUGGCCAAAUGUGCUCUUCCUAUGCAGGAAUCUGUUGAUAUCCUUAAACGUUGGGCCCAACACCUCAUCACCUCAGGCAACAAGGACCAAGGUGUAUGCGCAUUGCUAUCUGUGGGUAGUAUAACAGCAGCACUAGAACAGCUUGUACAGCAGCAUUACCACCAGAGAGCAGCUUUAUUGCUUGCAGCUGCUCAACAGCUUCAAGUUUUGCCCAGCUCACAGCAACAGCAGCAGCCAUCAGCUGGAUCUUUGGGUUCACACUCAGGGUUCUCUCCAGUUCUUUCUGGUGCAGCUUCCAUGGCUUCUUUUGCUGAAAACAUUCAUAGGAAGUAUGUCCUACAUCUGUUCAGCCUGGGAAACAGACCGGCUGUGACGUAUAUCUGUGGUUUAAUGGGAGAAAAGGGACAGAGUCUGCUACAGGAGUUGGACUCACUACAGUAGAUCAGGACCUCUCACUUACCUCCUCUAUAUACAACUCCUGUAUAUACAACUCUCAUUCCAGGUACAAUGUGAUAUAUAUAGAAGAGAACAUAAAAACCUUCUAUGAAAAAAUUCCUUCUAUGGUUAUGGUAUUUUAAAUUGAACUGGAAAGAAUUAAAAUUCAUUUUAAACAGAUUUAAAUUAAAUGGAUUGCUGACAUCUAAACAGUACACACUUUGGUUUUAAAUACUGUAUACACACACCACACUCAUGCAUAUAUCAGUCACCACAGACACCCACACCCAGGCCUACACCACUGUGGACACCAACACCCAGGCCUACACCACUGUGGACACCCACACCCAGG